Molecule: messenger RNA, 2538 nt
Organism: Ooceraea biroi (clonal raider ant)
Lineage: Eukaryota; Metazoa; Arthropoda; Insecta; Hymenoptera; Formicidae
Source: RefSeq, a predicted model, not a curated record
AUGGUAAAGUUACCGGGAUAUACUUUGUACAGGUGCGACCGACCUGAUAGAAUGGGUGGCGGUGUUACCUUUUAUCUACUAAAUUCUUUAAGCGCAAGAAUAUUAAGAACGUCGUUGGCAUCAGAAUAUCAUAAACCUGAAUUUAUAAUAUCAGAAAUUUCUGGCAAACACUUUGCAAAUCUUUUACUGGCUGUAGUCUACAGGUCCCCAAAUUGUGGUUAUCUUCAGGAGUUCCAACAGUAUUUUAUGGACUUACAAACUAAUUACAAGCAUUCCAUCAUUCUAGGAGACUUUACCAUCGAUAUGAACUCUCAAACGUAUAACAGUAACCAAUUAAAUAAUUUCAUAAGAUCGUCUGCUUUGUGUUUGACUCCAUUCAAGUCCACUCAUCACUUGGAAAACUCUAGUACAUUUUUGGAUUUGUGCAUCAUUGAUGACUUUAGUAAAUUUGUCAAUUUUGGUCAGCACGGCAUGGCCUUUCUUUCUGCACAUGACCUAAUUUAUAUUACGUAUAGCAUUAAAAUUGAACGUAGACGUUGUAGGUCAAUUACAUGCCGCAACCUUAAGCAGUUGAACGAAUCUGACUUUCUGAAUGAGCUACAGAUGAAGGAUUGGGCGACUUUAUUUUCAACAAAUUCCAUAGAUGACAAGGUUAACCUGCUGAAUUCCUUCUUGGUGGACUGUCUUGACAUAUAUGCCCCUGAAGUCAGGAUUAAUGUGAAGAAUCUUCUCGCUCCAUGGCUCACUACUGAAAUCAAGGACAAAAUGCGUCAAAGAGAUUCGGCCCAUAGACGCUGGCGUAGGAGUGGAGGCGAAGCUGCGUACGGCGAGUUUAAGGAGCGAAGAAAUGAGGUUCACAACCUUAUUCGAACUGCUAAGAGAAACCACUACCUUACUGUAUUUGACAAUGCCACAAGGUCAGCUAACGUCUGGACUAAACUAAAACAUCUUGGUCUAAUCAAGCAAAAUGACUUAAAUAAGGAUUUCCUUUUCUUCGUGGAUGAACUUAAUGACUUUUUUGUUAACAUCGAUGGGAGUCCUGGUGUGACUUCUCUGGAUUUCCGAGUUUGCAAUCAAGUUCGGUGUACUUUUGAUGACAGUGAUUUUCAUUGGAAGUAUGUUGACCCACAAUUAAUUAGCAAGACUAUUUCGCAGAUUAAGUCUGGUGGAGCGGGCUUUGAUGGUAUCACUUUAAAGGCCUUGAGGAAUCUUACUGAACUACAGCAUUACAGGCCCAUAGCAAUUCUUCCGGUAAUUUCGAAGGUUAUUGAAAGGAUUGCGUGCAAGCAGAUUUGGGAUUAUCUUGAGGAGUCGAGUCUGUUAGACCCAUGUCAAUCAGCUUAUCGCAGAGCAAAUUCUAUGCAAACAUGUCUAAUAAGAGUUCUGGAUGAAUUCAGGGAAUCUGCUGAUGAGAGGAUGCAUCACAUACUUAUCAGUAAAUUACGAACUUUAAAUUUCUCGCAUUCUGCGAUCUCCUGGAUCUCUUCUUAUCUUGAGGGAAGAUGUCAGAUGGUGAGGGAUCCCCUUACACGGAGGUUGUCAUCGCCUGCCUCUAUAAGCAUGGGUGUUCCACAGGGUUCUGUUUUGGGGCCGCUGUUGUUUAUCCUAUAUCUGUUGGAUUUCGCCGAUGUAUUGCAGUACUGCAAGUAUAGUCUUUAUGCUGAUGACCUGCUGAUCUACUUCCACUGUAAACCUAAGGAUAUCAUUGAGGCCAUUCGUAGAGUCAACAGUGAUGUUGCUCGGCUUGCUGCGUGGAUUACGAAAAACCAGCUCGUUCUGAAUUCUAAGAAGACGCAAGCUAUGUUGAUUGGAUCAUCGAGAUAUAUUAAUGCUCUGGAUUUGGAUUCACUGCCUAGAAUAACUGUGGAGGCUGAUGAUGUUCGGUACUCUACACAAGUGAAAUAUUUGGGUGUGACAUUAACAAACACACUUUCUUGGGACAAGCAGGUCUCAGAUGUGACUAACAAGAUGCAUAGAACUUUGUAUCAGCUAAAAAUAUGUAAAAAUCUUUUGCCCACUAAUCUUAGGCAAAAACUGGUUAUGUCAUUGAGCUGGAUAGCCCGUAAGGACGAGAUAUUACACCAGUUUAUAAAGAAAAGGAAUCCUGCCUUCCUAGCGCUGUCGGAGAGCCGACUAACGGAAGAUAUAAGUAAUUGUGAAGUAAACAUGCCAGGAUACGAUAUGGAAAAAGUGAACUCGAACUGUUGGUGUGUAGCUAUAGAAGUGAAGGAAAAAUGGUACAAAGGGUCAAUAGCUGUAAUGUACCAUUCGCCGAGUGCUCCAGAUAGUGUUUUUGUAGACUUUUUAGAGGACAUUACAGAGCGAUUAGUAUUAAAAGGAGAUUGGAAAUUAGAACAAAUUGUGAUGAGUUUGCCGAACAAGAAAGGUAUACAGGAAGAUUUGAUAAAUGAUUCGUUACGAAAAGGUCAAUGCCCAGAGGAAUGGAAAACAUCUGAGAUUAUACCGAUUCCAAAGACGGCGAAACCAAAGAAAGCUAGUGAAUAUAGACCGAUUAAUAUAUUGCCAAUAUAUGAAUGA